AUGACGAUAAUAGAAGAUAUUUUUAAUAUGAGCUCCGAAAUGGAGUACGAUUAUGAAUAUGACUAUGUGCCGGUUGCUGAAAGAGUUGAGACUUAUAUCAUACCCGUAAUAUUUUUAUUAAUUUUGAUUGUGGGUGUAAUAGGAAAUGGUAUUUUAAUUCUUAUUUUGUUACGUCAUACCAGCAUGAGAAAUAUACCAAAUACAUACGUGAUGUCUUUAGCUCUGGGCGAUUUAUUGGUGAUUAUGACUUACAUACCUUUCACAUUAUUUGUUUAUGUACUUGAUUCAUGGCCAUGGGGCUUAACUAUCUGCAAAUUAUCUGAAUACGCUAAGGAUAUUUCGAUUGGUGUAUCGGUAUUUACUUUAGCCGCUUUAUCAGCCGAAAGAUAUUGCGCCAUCGUAAACCCUAUUCGUCGCCACGUGGCGGGUUUAAGCGCAAAACCACUUACCGUUUUAACGGCAUUCCUUAUUUGGGUCUUAGCGAUUGUCAUAGCUAUGCCCGCCGUGCUCUUCUCCGAAGUAACGUCUGUACCUGUAUUAGGAAAUCGUAGCAUUUUAAUCUGCAAUCCUUUCCCUAAAGAAUUUGGUAAAUUUAAUAAAUAUUUAUGUUGCUGUCUACCUGGUGGUUCCACUGUCUGCGGUAGAAGUAGAACGGAAAGCAGUAUUACGCAGGAAAAUAUUUUUUUACAAAAAAGUCGAUGCAUUAACGAGACCAACGCUUCCACGGCUCGAAGACGAACACAAGAGUUUAAUUCAACCGGGGUAUUUGAAAUGGGCAGUGUAGAAACUAAGCCUCCCGUGGUGGCCGAAAAUCGAUCUCAUGGACAAACGCUGAGCCAGAUCAUAAUGAAGAGAUACUCGUCGGCACCUUGUUUAGAAGACAUUGGCAGUGACUCUAAAAGAAUAAAAAACACUGAACAAUACGCGGAUCCAAAUACAAGAGAAUAUCUCCAGUUGGCUUUAGCCAGAGUCCUAGAAUUACAACGAGAGAUCAGUGAAGGCACAUACGUCGCAGAAAUCGAUGAUGGUAGCGAUCUGAGUAAUGCAAAAUUUUUCCUGUUGUUUUCAAAUCUUUUUUCAAACGCAUCCGGCAGUGAGGAAGACCUAACAAAAGAAAUUCUUACUAAAGUGUUUCACGAUCUACCUGGGACACCCAGUUCUCUCGCUAAAAUAAUAGAUCGAGAAACGCGCUGGAAAAAUCACCGCAUAGAUGCCAUUCAUAGUAAAAGAAUACAAUUACUAGGUUUCGAUACUUGUCGAAGAAUGGCCCUUGAAUUCAUGGGAACCAUCAUACGGGAAUCGCGAAAUAAGUCCUGCUCAUUAAAUAUGAUCGGACUCGACAAUUUUUCACAAAACGAAUCAUUGCAUUUCAAAGAUGCAAUUCUAGCUAAUGAUUUUCGUAAACGGGAGUCCAACACGCAUGAAAUUCAAGCGAGAAUGUUGAAAAGUUUGGAUUUGCAUUUGGCUGCUAAACAAAGAGACUAUACGUCAAAAUUAAUGAAAUCGGGUAUUUAGUACGACACCUUUGAAUGGGAAUAGGUUGAGUGAGGAAAAUUCCCGAAUUCAAUAUAUUCUUCAAUAUAUGGCGCAUUAUUGGAAUUAAUAUAAAUGAAAGUCCAGGGUAUAUAUGUUCGUAUGAU
Molecule: messenger RNA, 1640 nt
Organism: Trachymyrmex cornetzi
Lineage: Eukaryota; Metazoa; Arthropoda; Insecta; Hymenoptera; Formicidae
Exons: 8
Coding region: 1-1515 (504 amino acids)
Biological process (GO): G protein-coupled receptor signaling pathway
Cellular component (GO): plasma membrane
Molecular function (GO): neuropeptide receptor activity
Source: RefSeq, a predicted model, not a curated record